This is a messenger RNA of Chlorocebus sabaeus (green monkey), 4067 nucleotides long. It is a transcript of the gene ZNF70, whose product is annotated as zinc finger protein 70. The record is from RefSeq and is a predicted model, not a curated record. NCBI's taxonomy places the organism in Eukaryota, Metazoa, Chordata, Mammalia, Primates, Cercopithecidae. Gene Ontology annotation, molecular function: DNA-binding transcription factor activity, RNA polymerase II-specific. Gene Ontology annotation, cellular component: nucleus. Gene Ontology annotation, biological process: regulation of transcription by RNA polymerase II.
CUCGGGCGGCUGCGGGCACAGCGUCAGCAGCUGCCGCGGAGCAAGGCAGCGUCGGCCGCGUCGGCCGCGGGUUGGAGCAGCUCAGGUGCGGCCCCGCCCCGCCCGCCUGCGGCCCCGCCCCGGCUCAGGUGAGCUGCCCCUCCCCGGCCCAGGUGAGUGGCCCCGCGUCCGUCGAUGUGACCCGAGUCCGCCUGACCACCUGUCCCUCCGGUGGCCCUGGGUGCGCGUGUCCCCAAUAGCGGGGAAGCCUGUAGGGGCGCCACGUCGCCGCCUGGGCAGCGUGUGCGGGUCCGUGGCCACUCUUGGGCCCCCAGCCAGGAAACCUUGACUGCACUAAGGGUUUGCAGGGUGCCCAGGCCCUAGGGACUCUCUGGAGGAUGGGAUGACAGAUGCAGAAGGACCCGGAGAAGGCCCCGACAGAGAUUGUCAGAACAGUAAGUGUGGCCCAAAGAAGAACAUUUUUAAAGAAUUACAACCAUUGGGGAUGAUAGCAGAUUCACAAUGGAGGUUCCCCCAGCAACCAAGUUUGGCGAGACCUUUGCAUUUGAGAACAGGUUAGAGUCACAACGAGGACUUUUCCCAGGGGAGGACCUGGGGGACCCUUUUCUUCGGGAAAGAGGUUUGGAGCAAAUGGCUGUGAUCUACAAGGAGAUCCCUCUUGGUGAGCAAGACGAAGAACAUGAUGAUUACGAGGGGAAUUUCAGUUUGUGCUCAAGCCCUGUUCAGCAUCAAAAUAUCCCCCCAGGAACCAGACCCCAGGUUGAUGAGCUCUUCGGACAAACCUUCCUCCAGAAAUCCGACCUCAGCGUGUGUCAGAUAAUCCACAGUGAAGAACCCAGUCCAUGCGAUUGUGCAGAAACAGACAGAGGGGACUCAGGACCUAACAUGCUUCACAGAACCCCACAACCAGCCAAGCCCUACGCGUGUCGAGAGUGUGGGAAGGCCUUCAGCCAGAGCUCACACCUGCUCCGACACCUGGUGAUCCACACCGGGGAGAAGCCCUAUGAGUGCUGUGAGUGCGGGAAGGCCUUCAGCCAGAGCUCCCACCUGCUCAGGCACCAGAUCAUCCACACCGGGGAGAAGCCCUAUGAGUGCCGGGAGUGUGGGAAGGCCUUCCGCCAGAGCUCAGCCCUCACGCAGCACCAAAAGAUCCACACGGGAAAGAGGCCCUACGAAUGCAGGGAAUGUGGGAAGGAUUUCAGCCGGAGCUCCAGCCUCAGGAAACACGAACGGAUUCAUACAGGAGAGAGACCUUAUCAGUGUAAGGAAUGUGGGAAAUCCUUCAACCAGAGCUCAGGCCUGAGCCAGCAUCGAAAGAUCCACACCCUAAAGAAGCCUCACGAGUGCGAUCUCUGUGGGAAAGCCUUUUGUCACAGGUCACACCUCAUCCGACACCAGCGGAUCCACACUGGGAAGAAACCAUACAAAUGCGAUGAGUGUGGGAAGGCCUUCAGCCAGAGCUCCAACCUCAUUGAGCACCGCAAGACCCACACCGGCGAGAAGCCCUACAAAUGCCAGAAGUGCGGGAAGGCCUUCAGCCAGAGCUCCUCCCUUAUCGAGCACCAGCGCAUCCACACCGGUGAGAAGCCCUACGAGUGCUGUCAGUGUGGCAAGGCCUUUUGCCACAGCUCUGCGCUGAUCCAGCACCAGAGGAUCCACACUGGCAAGAAGCCCUACACCUGCGAGUGUGGCAAAGCCUUCCGGCACCGGUCCGCCCUCAUCGAGCACUAUAAAACCCACACCAGAGAGAAGCCCUAUGUGUGCAAUCUGUGCGGCAAGUCCUUCCGGGGGAGCUCACACCUGAUUCGCCAUCAGAAGAUUCAUUCUGGGGAGAAGCUAUAGAAAGAGGAGCCCACACAAAGCUUGAAAGCCUGUGCUAGAUGGAGCCCUUAUUCCACAUCGCAUGGUCUCCAAGACCCCACCUACCUCCCUGAUGCUGAAUGGAAACCCUCCAACCUAAGCGCUCUUGAACAUCCCACUAGCAGGAAGGCCCCACGUGGCCCCCGGCCAAGCACGCCAGCUCUCAGCAGGUUUUCUGCGUGGAAGGGAAGGCGGGGCGAUAGGGAGGGCAGCUGGAAAAGAGAGCUGGCCUUCAGUUUCUCCUUGCAUUUGACUCCCAAGCCUACAGGAUUUCAUUUUACCCUGUCUUCGCUUUUCCCAGAAUCCAGAAGAAGGAUAAAUGCCAAGAGGGAGAAAGUUGAGUUAAACCCAGGAAAAUAUCAAAUGAACUCUUUAAAUCAGGCUGCAGUCUGGCACUUUUAGAAGACAGAAACCACACUCACAGUCCAAAUCAGUGGAAGAAAAAUGAAUUCAAAAGUAGAAGUGUCAGCAGCAAAGUGUAAUUUUCUCACUGGGUUGGGCAUUGGUGGGGACAACCAAAACAGGUCUGCAGAACAAAGGCAGGUCUGGAGGGUGGGUCUUGGGAUGGGGGGUACGGGUGGUGAGCCCCUGGGCAUGGUCUCUUAACCCUCUCCUUAGCCCUAGGGCAGUUUCCCUCAGACAGCUCUAUUAUAGGAGGAUAGAGAUUUGAUCAUGUUGGCCGGAGGAUGUUUGACACCUGGCUGUGACUCAGCCUGGGCACUGGACGUGACUGCCCUCCAGGAAUAACCCCUCCCUGAGACAGUGUCCCCAAGACCACAGUGUGCCUUGGACAUUAGCAGGGCCUGGGUCUGGUCUGGUCUGACAAUGACGCAGCCCUCCUGCCCCAGUGUCAGGGGACCUGGGAAGCUGGGUGGCUUGUUGGAGGAGGCCGUGUUCUAAUCAGAAGGUCUAGGUUCAAGUCCUAGUUCCACCCCCUCCUACCUGCGUGAACUUGAACAAGUUGUGUAACCUCCCUGGGCUCCAUUUCCCCAUCCAAGAGUUGGGGUAAUGGGAACUGGCCACGUGCCUCUAAGGGUUGGUGCCAGGCUGCCAUUCAGAAUGCAGCCAUGGUGAAAGUGCUUUGGCAACUGUGAGCAGUCAUGGUGACUGAGGACAGAUUCCCAGAGUGACCCCUGCCCCACCCCAGUGCAUUUCCGCAGACUGGAGAGAUGUUCCCAUCUGGUUUGUGAGCGGUGGGACCUCUUAUUGAAGAGAGCUUUCCCUUCCUCCGCCCCUUGCAGCCUGGGCUGUGUAUGCCUGCGGAUGCACUGUCCCACACAAGGACACUUCCUCUUGGACGCCAUCCUGAGCCUCCUGUAGCAGCAGUGUCAUUCCGCACUUCCAUAUUCUGUCUUCCCCGCCUGCCAACUAGGAGUUCAUGUGGGGCUUGUUUAAACAGUACCAUUGCCUGUGUCCCACCCGGCCCAGUUCAGUCAGCCCCAGUGGCGGCAGGUUUUAAAGCUCCCCAGGUGAUUAUAACUUCCUAGUGUGCAGCCAGGCUGUGGGCCCUGUGCUGGGCUUUUUUUUUUUUUUUUUUUUUUUUGAGAUGGAGUUUUGCUCUGUCUCCAGGUUGGAGUGCAGUGGCGUGAUCUCUGCUCACUGCAAUCUCCAACUCCUGGGUUCAAGCGAUUCCCCUGCCUCAGCCUCCUGAGUAGCUGGGACUACAGGCGCGUGCCACCAUGCCUGGGUAAUUUUUUGUAUUUUUAGAACAGACGGGGUUUCGCCAUGUUGGCCAGGAUGGACUUGAUCUCCUGACCUCAUGAUCUGCCUGCCUGGGCCUCCCAAAGUGCUGGGAUUACAGGCAUGAGCCCCCGCGCCCGGCCCGUGCUGGCCUUUUAUGCAUCGCUUGACAGCUUCCAAUGUCAGCCUGCUGGCUUUGGCUGAGCAGAGCUUGAAGGCCAUUCUGUCUCAGUGCUCCCACUCCCUGCUCCCUGUACCAGGAGCCUCAGGGAUGGGCUCAGGCAGUGAUGGUCAGUUGACCGCUUGGAAAGUGUUUCCCUGGAGCCUCGAGGAUCUCUUUAGUCCUGACUUCCCUCGGGCUCCUCAGAGGUAGUGGGGAAGGAGGCAGUCUAGGCUGUUUUGAAGUUUCCUAAACAUUUAUGGCUGGGCUAACAUAACUUCGUCAUGGUAACACUGGCUAUUUCAGCUGAUCAGAAGCUCAGCAUGGCCAUUAUGCCUAGUUUUGAUGAAUAAACAUGGGAAAGCCA